AUGCACUUGAGGUUCAUGAUGUUCCAUGAACCCCAUGCAACUCCCAGGUGCAGUGACAGUCAUUAUGAGCAUUGGGUGGCAGAGGGAAUGGCCCACGGUCUGCAGGGUGAGGGUCCCCUCUUCCCCCGGGAAGUCCUCUGGCCUGGGCUCAGCUUGGUCCCGGAGCUCCUGCCCACCAGGCCGCCUCCGCUCUCUCUCCACCCAGGGAUGGCUGCCACUCUGGGCCUAAACCACAGCUCCGUUUCUGAAUUCAUCCUCCUGGGCUUCUCCACCUUCCCACCUCAUCUCCUGCCCAUCUUCUUCCUGCUGUUCCUGCUCAUGUACCUGUUCACGCUGCUGGGGAACCUGCUCAUCAUGGCCACUGUCUGGAGUGAACGCAGCCUGCACACGCCCAUGUACCUCUUCCUGUGUGCACUGUCCAUCUCUGAGAUCCUCUACACCUUGGCCAUCACCCCGCGCCUGCUGGCCGACCUGCUCUCCACCCAUUGCACCAUCGCCUUUGCAGCCUGUGCCAGCCAGAUGUUCUUCUCCUUCACAUUCGGCUUCACCCACUCCUUCCUUCUCACUGUCAUGCGCUAUGACCGCUACGUGGCCAUCUGCCACCCAUUGCGGUACAAUGUGCUCAUGAGCCCUCGUGGCUGCGCCUGCCUGGUGGCCUGGUCCUGGGCUGGUGGUUCGGUCAUAGGGCUGGUGGUUGCCACUGCCAUUUUCCAUCUCACCUUCUGUGGACCCAAUGAGAUCCACCAUUUUUUAUGUCAUGUGCCCCCUCUCUUGAAGUUGGCCUGUGGAACAGAUGUACCAAUAGUGGCCUUAGGUGUGGGGCUGGUGUGCAUCACCAACUUGUUGGGCUGUUUUCUCCUCAUCCUCCUCUCCUACACCUUAAUUGUGGCCACCAUCUUGAAGAUCCCCUCUGCUGAGGGCAGGCACAAAGCCUUCUCCACCUGUGCUUCACACCUUAUUGUGGUCAUUGUGCAUUAUGGCUUUGCCUCAAUUAUCUACCUCAAGCCCAAGGGUCUUCACUCCCAGGAAAGUAAUACCUUGAUGGCCAUCACCUAUACAGUCCUCACGCCCUUCCUCAGUCCCAUCAUCUUCAGUCUCAGGAACAAGGAGCUGAAGACUGCCAUGAAGAAGACCUUCCUUAGCAAACUUUAUCCCUCCAACAUUUAA
Molecule: messenger RNA, 1167 nt
Organism: Enhydra lutris kenyoni (northern sea otter)
Lineage: Eukaryota; Metazoa; Chordata; Mammalia; Carnivora; Mustelidae
Product: olfactory receptor 10H2-like
Exons: 1
Coding region: 1-1167 (388 amino acids)
Biological process (GO): G protein-coupled receptor signaling pathway
Cellular component (GO): membrane
Molecular function (GO): olfactory receptor activity; G protein-coupled receptor activity
Source: RefSeq, a predicted model, not a curated record